Messenger RNA from Neomonachus schauinslandi (Hawaiian monk seal), 1086 nucleotides. Its product is annotated as zinc finger protein 135-like. The annotation marks the transcript as partial. The transcript has 2 exons. The record is from RefSeq and is a predicted model, not a curated record. Lineage: Eukaryota; Metazoa; Chordata; Mammalia; Carnivora; Phocidae. Gene Ontology annotation, biological process: negative regulation of transcription by RNA polymerase II; regulation of cytokine production; regulation of immune system process.
AGUUACCAGUGUGAUGAAUUUGGGAGAAGUUUUAGUCAAAGAUCAUUACUUACUCAACAAAUUCACACAGGAGAAAAGCCCUACGAAUGUAACGAAUGUGGUAAAGCUUUUAGCCAGAGCAUACACCUUACUCUACACCAGAGAAUUCAUACUGGAGAGAAACCCUACGAAUGUCAUGAAUGUGGGAAAGCCUUCAGUCACCGCUCUGCCCUUAUUCGGCAUCAUAUCAUCCAUACUGGAGAGAAGCCCUAUGAAUGCAAUGAAUGUGGGAAGGCCUUUAAUCAGAGCUCGUACCUCACUCAACAUCAGCGAAUUCAUACUGGAGAGAAACCUUAUGAGUGUAACGAAUGUGGGAAGGCCUUUAGCCAAAGCACAUUCCUUACCCAGCAUCAGGUCAUUCACACUGGAGAGAAACCCUAUAAGUGUAAUGAAUGUGGGAAAGCCUUUAGUGAUCGAUCAGGCCUUAUUCAGCACCAGAGAACUCAUACUGGGGAGAGGCCUUAUGAGUGUAAUGAGUGUGGGAAAGCCUUUGGCUACUGUUCAGCCCUGACUCAACACCAGAGAACUCACACUGGGGAGAAACCCUAUAAAUGCAAUGAUUGUGCCAAAGCCUUCAGUGACCGCUCAGCCCUUAUUCGUCAUCAGAGAACACACACUGGAGAGAAACCUUAUAAGUGUAAGGACUGUGGAAAAGCUUUCAGCCAGAGCUCAUCUCUUACAAAGCAUCAGAAAACUCACACUGGAGAAAAGCCCUAUAGAUGUAAGGAAUGUGGAAAAGCUUUCAGCCAGAGUUCAUCCCUUUCUCAACAUCAGAAAACCCAUGCUGGAGGGAAAACCAAAGAAUACGGAAAAGCGUUUAGUGAGCAUUCAGCCUUUGGCCAGCAAAAGAGAAUUCAUACUGGAUAAAGACUAUGUAAAUGUGGUACAUUCAGAACAUAUUUAUCGAACAAUUACUAAACGUGGUGUGAGGGCUACAAGGGAAUUUCAGAGUGUGUUACACAAAAGACAUUAAUUGAGAAGUCAUUGCUGAUACAAGGCAUAGCUUACUUAGAAUGUGAAGGAGGGGUUUUACAUUUUUUCAGUGCA